This is a messenger RNA of Acanthamoeba castellanii str. Neff, 723 nucleotides long. RefSeq names its product RNA-binding domain-containing protein. Lineage: Eukaryota; Discosea; Longamoebia; Acanthamoebidae. The record is from RefSeq and is a predicted model, not a curated record. The transcript has a single exon. Bases 1 to 723 code for a protein of 240 amino acids. Gene Ontology annotation, biological process: RNA processing. Gene Ontology annotation, cellular component: cytoplasm; nuclear exosome (RNase complex). Gene Ontology annotation, molecular function: RNA binding.
AUGGAGAGCGACAACACAUCUCCGGCCUCUUCCGCCUCCAUGGAGCUGAGCGAUUCAUACCAUGAUAGCGAAGCGGGAGCAGUCGUGGUGCCUGGUCAGCGAGUCGGGCACGCAGAGGAUUACGCUGCGGGAGAGGGCACCUACGUGCGGGGCUCACACAUUUAUGCAUCCGUGCUGGGGCGCCGCCGUCUGCUCUCUCCCGCCGAGGCCCAGCGAUGGCGGGAAGGCCUCAACGUCGGCGAAGAGGCCUCGCCAGUGAACGGAGGAGAAGAUGCUGGCAAGAGUGUGGUGGUCGUGGAGAAGGCAGGAGGCCGAGGGCUUGGAGGCGGAGGAGGAUGGGUGCCAAGAGCAGGCGAUGUGGUGACGGGGGUCGUUGUUCGUGUAACGCCUCGCGUGGCCGCCGUGAACAUAGCGUGCGUGGGGCGAAGGGCGCUGCCGGAGACCUUCAGCGGCAUCGUGCGGAGCCAGGACGUGCGGGCGACAGCAACAGAGCAGGUGGAGCUCUACAAGGCCUUCCGCCCGGGCGACGUGGUGCGGGCCGAGGUCCUCUCGCUGGGCGACGCCAGGUCCUACUUCCUCUCCACAGGACGGAAUGACCUGGGCGUCGUGUCCGCCACCCACUCCGUGUCAGGCGCUGCCAUGGUGCCCCUUUCCUGGAACAUGAUGAUGUGCCCCAAGACCAACAUGACAGAACCACGCAAAGUAGCCAAGCUGGCACCAUAA